This is a messenger RNA of Symbiodinium sp. CCMP2456, 837 nucleotides long. The record is from the annotation of a GenBank genome assembly. Lineage: Eukaryota; Dinophyceae; Suessiales; Symbiodiniaceae.
AUGGAAACGAACGAGCCCGAUCCCGCCGAUAAUUGGAGCAACAGACGGGACGGCGUGGCAGCGAAACUUGCAAGCUCGGGCGCGGACAUCAUCGGAUUGCAGGAAGUCCUUCCAGAGCAGCUUACCUUUCUUACGAGGACACUUGGGCCGCUUGGAUAUCAGCACGUUGGAACUGGCCGUGGCAUAGAUGGUGAUGACGAAGCCAGCCCGAUAUUCUUCAAACGGGACGUGUUCGAUCUUCGGGGUAGCGAGCAGCGCUGGUUGUCCGACACUCCUUCAGUUCCGGGUUCCAAACUGGAGGGGGCAGGUUGCCCGAGAGUCGUCACAGCCGCCUUGCUCAAUGUGAAGGCCUACACCAAAGAUGUGUUCAUUUUCUGCUGCCAUCUCGACCACCAUGGCAUGGUGCGUGCUGCAUGUCGCUGCUCCAACAGACUGCCGGUUCAAGCACGACGAGCUGAGAUCAUGUUGGAACAGAUAGAUCACUUCUGUGUGUCCCCAUCUGCUCCUCGUAUCGUUCUAGGCGAUUUCAAUUCGUGGCGUGGUGCUGGAGCACAUGCGGUGCUUUCUGAUCGUGGUUACAGGGAUGCCUCAGUGGAAUCUGGUGAAUUGGACGAUACGCCCACCUUUACUGGCUUUCGAAGUGGUAACAUUGUGCGGCGUGCCGGGGAGAGAUUGGCGAGCGCCCACAUUGACUGGAUAUUUGCCAGCGGUGGAGUGGCCUUGUCAAAUUACAGAGUGGGCCCCAGUGUCUACACUGCUGAUGAUGGGACUCAGCGCAACCUGAGCGAUCACAUGAUGAUUAUGUGCGACGUCUCUUUAGAUGCCAUCGAAGGCUGA